AUGAACAUAAAAGACCCAAAUGAGUUUAAUUUUAGACAGAAGGGAAACAAUAAUGCCAAUGAAAUGGACUCUAAAGAAUUAAAUCAGAAAGUGGAGAGCCAGAAAAGAAUCGUUGAGGAGCAGAGAAGAGGCGCAUUAAGAGCAAUAUUAGAAAAUAAUGCGAUAGAAAGAUUAAAUAGAAUCGCAUUAGUUAAACCUGAAAAGGUUGUUCAAAUUGAAGACUAUAUAUUACGCACUGCACGAAAUCAAGGGUUUUCUCCUUAUAGAAAAAUGCAAGAGAAAGAGCUUGUAGAUAUGAUUUCAAUAAUGAAUGAAAUUACGGAGAAAAAUAACUCAAAAAUAAAGAUUUAUAGGAAAGGAGUUUUCGAUGAUGAAGAUGAAGAAUUUUAUUCCUGA
Messenger RNA from Cryptosporidium ubiquitum, 396 nucleotides. RefSeq names its product double-stranded DNA-binding related protein. The transcript has a single exon. The coding region runs from base 1 to 396 and encodes 131 amino acids. Lineage: Eukaryota; Apicomplexa; Conoidasida; Eucoccidiorida; Cryptosporidiidae. The record is from RefSeq and is a predicted model, not a curated record. Gene Ontology annotation, molecular function: DNA binding. Gene Ontology annotation, cellular component: cytosol; nucleus.